Bactrocera tryoni is the source of this 643-nucleotide messenger RNA. RefSeq lists its product as uncharacterized. The record is from RefSeq and is a predicted model, not a curated record. The transcript has 2 exons. Bases 252 to 575 code for a protein of 107 amino acids. NCBI's taxonomy places the organism in Eukaryota, Metazoa, Arthropoda, Insecta, Diptera, Tephritidae.
AAAUAGUGACGUUGACAUCUGCGUAUUAGUUAUUACUGGUUUUACUAGUUGAGAAAAAAUAGAAUAAUGUAAGCAAAGAAACACUAAUGUCAAAAUUCAGUAAAACUAAAGAAAGUAUUAUUGUUAUUAAAAGUAAAAUUUAAAAACAUCAGGGAAAAAAUAAAUAUACAUAUUUAGCUAUAUAUGUAUAUUGUAUAUAUUAUUUUUUAUUGAAAUUACUUAUUUUGUGGAGCUAAAACCGAAUUUUAAAUAUGGUAUUUCGUCACCAACCUUUCCAAUACCCACGAAAUUGCAGCUUAAAAGAUCAAGUUGAUAGCGUUGAACACGAUUUGCUACAUUUAGGAAAUAAAAUUCGUGGACUUGAAGAUGCAUUGGACAAUCCCAAUAUUGACCCAACAAUAGUCGCUAUGUUAGAAGAUGAAAUAUUAGUGCUGAAAGCUGAAGUUGAGAAACAUAAACAAAACGUUAAAACCUUGCACAAAGACAGAUCUAAACAGAUAGGCAUAGUUACCAUUCUAAUAUUUAUUAUAUUGAUAGUAUUCACUAUGUACAGACUGUUUUAUGCUUGGUAUUAAAAUAAUAUUCAACAUCAAUGUAUACAAAUGUACUGCAGUGUAUAUAUACUGCGAAUAAAAAAUUUCAA